AGUUCUAUUUGUUUUGUACAAUAACGUUCUGAUCCUCCAUCCUAUCUCCCCUUUCGAAAAGGCUUCUAACUUUUCAGAGACAUGAACACGCAAAAGCAAUGAGCAGUCUAACUCUCACAAGAUGCGUGAUACAGGGGUGGGCUUGUUGUUAGGAAUCUAAUAGACCACAAAGAUCACUAAUCGUUAAUUAUUUAUCCUACUGAAACUUGAACGUAUCAUGAAUUAAGAUACAAAGCAUUCGUGUCUAAUUGCAAAAUGCUUAUAAAUGCAGCUGGUAUCACGCAACCACUCGUAAGACUUUCGUUCAGUUAGGCUGACUAAAGGUCGGUGUUUGUACCCGUGAUCAGAGUACCCUCGCAGUCACUGUACUGGUUGAACUGGUAAUACCGGUGAUCAUAAAAUGUAUAUUUCGACAAGAAUGAUCGCGUUGUUGCCGGCGUCAGUAGUUUUUUUUAGGCGACUCGCAAAUUGAAGUCCCUUGACGAAACAUGACUUGGCAGUUUCUAAGGAAAAUGCGACAGCUAUCUCCGUAGUCAUAUCCCAGGUUGCCGGCAACCGAGGUAAAGGGAGAAAUAGAGUGACGGUGCAUCUAAGACGGACUGGGCGAGGCACCUUUGUUCACUCCGGACUUCACUCGGGAAUUUCACAGCGCGUAUAUCCGAAUCAUUAUCCAUCCAUUAUUCCCGCUAUCGAUCGAUGAAGCUAAGACUCGGGAAAAGGACGCACUGAGAUAACUCAAGUUAAAAAGCCAUCUAUAUCAGCAUCAAUGGGGCGCUACACCGGGAAGACGUGCCGCCUGAUUUUCAUGAUCGUUCUCACGGUGGCGUUUUUCUUUGCAGAGAUUAUAGCCGGAUACAUGGGAAACUCUAUAGCGCUGGUGUCGGAUGCGUACAACAUGCUGUCGGACCUUCUGUCGCUCAUCGUGGGUCUCACGACGACCCGCCUGUCACGCCGACCCCCGUCUGGCCGCAGCACCUACGGGCUGCCCAGGGCUGAGGUGGUUGGCGCCUUGGCCAACGCCGUGUUCCUGGCCGCACUUUGCUUCUCCGUUUCACUUCAAGCCAUACAGGGGCUGGCCGAUCCGGACAUAAUCUCCAACCCUAUGCUGGUGCUGAUCGUAGGCGCGCUGGGUCUGCUAGUCAACGUGGUAGGCCUGUUUAUAUUCCAAGACUUCAGCUGCUGUCGCCGUGGGAAGGGGCGGCGAAGACAAGGGAGCCGUAAAGGGGCACCGCAAGAAAGCGAAACGAAAGACGAGGAAAGCCAAGCAGGUGCCCCGGUUCUGCAUGACGGCAUCACCGACCAGAAGGGAGAGGAAAAAAGGAGUCAGCCGCUCAAUAUCCGAGGAGUCCUGCUCCAUGUCCUGAAUGAUGCUCUAGGCUCCGUGGUGGUGGUGGUCACCUCUGCUGUGUUCUACGUUCUGCCGCUGGAGAAGAAUGAGCAGUGCAACUGGCAGUGCUACCUGGACCCCUUGCUCACCUUGCUCAUGGUGGUAAUUAUCAUGACCACUGCCAUGCCCUUGGUGAAGGAGACCACGAGCAUCCUGCUGCAGAUGAGCCCCGCAGAUUUGCCGCUCAGCGCCAUCCGGGAGGACAUCUCCAAGAUCCAUGGGGUUUGGGGAGUCCACGAGAUGCACGUUUGGGAGCUGAUUCAUGGCCGGAACGUGGCCACCCUCCACAUCAAGUGUGCGGACAUGUCCACAUUCCACAUGCUCUCCCGGCAAGUCCGGAAGGUCUUCCACCAGGCCGGGGUACACAGCGUCACCAUCCAGCCUGAGUUUGAGGAGGGGUGUGAGCAAAAGGCUCUCUGUAGCACCCCCUGCCUGUCAGCCACAUGUCAGGAGCAGUCCUGCUGUCAAGCACCCCCCUCGCCCCUAUCUUUUCAGAAUGGCCACUUGCCUGUGCCUUCUGUGGAGGCAUCUGAGGUUCCCCUCCAGGACAUGAUGUAUGAGCUCCCCCCAGUGGCCAAAGAGACACACUACAGCACGAAAUUAUAAAUAUGUGCAGGGAAAACUGGAAAGUGUGUACAAAAAAUGCAUACCUCUUCAUUUAAACUGCUGCAUCGAAAGUGCCUCUUCCCCUUGCAGACUUGUUUUGAACCAAGGACCAAUCACGGUUACUCUAAGUUCUCAUACGUUCCACUCCUUGUCUCCAGGGCACAGACUGUCAAACCCAGUGAACAGCAGAAUACCAAAUUCAGAGCACCUGCCUGGAGGAACCGUUCAGUCAGCGGGCACCGAGUGCCCAAGCAAAGGGAAUCUGAACGGCUCCUUGGCAAACCAAAUCCCCUCUGCCACACCAUUACUGUGCUGUUCAUUCGAACGACCACAUGCACUCGAACCAGGUGCAUGCACUGCCGAUUCCGAUCACCCGCGUGCAACGAUGAUUCAUGUUUUGUCUUUGUGGUGUGUGUAGUUAAUAAUCCUAUCAAGCUAACUGAUUUUAAAACAUAAGACAGUGACGUUAGGGUGUCCUGGCUGUAAAGGUCACCCAAAGAAAGCAGACGUGCAGUGGUACUUCCUGGGCUGCCAAGCACAUGCUGCUAAACAACAGCCAGGUGGACAGACGCCCCAUUUAAAAAGAAGUGAAGUUUUGCCACAAGUGCUUGAAGUAGCUCAGUGACAGAUCUGAGAUAAUUAACUCCCCCCAGGACUGUAUGCAGGGGAAAAUACUCUUAAUCAAAUGUUACAAUUGGUUUGCCACAAGACUUAAGCACUUUGAUUUGAAAUGAAUAAAAUACCUCUAUGAAAA
Messenger RNA from Paramormyrops kingsleyae, 2747 nucleotides. Its product is annotated as calcium/manganese antiporter SLC30A10-like. The record is from RefSeq and is a predicted model, not a curated record. Gene Ontology annotation, molecular function: zinc ion transmembrane transporter activity. Lineage: Eukaryota; Metazoa; Chordata; Actinopteri; Osteoglossiformes; Mormyridae. Gene Ontology annotation, biological process: detoxification of zinc ion; manganese ion transport; intracellular zinc ion homeostasis. Gene Ontology annotation, cellular component: membrane.